UGCGCAUUGUCAUACUUUCAGAUACUUGUGUAUCUAGUAUUGUAAAAUGUGAUUUGCACAUUAAAAUAUUGAACAUCGCAUAGUUAUGAGAUUUUAAUUAAAGUGACAACGUUUGUAAUUAUGGCAAUGACUGAUCAAGAUGCGAAUAAUAAUAACCUCCCUUUAAGGGAAAAUUUAGUAAAAACUGCUGUGGAAUUUUUACAAAAUCCUAAGGUAGCUAGUAGUCCUAUAGGUCGUAAACAGGAAUUUCUUAGAAAAAAGGGUUUGACAGAGGAGGAAAUACAAACUGCUUUUAAAUUAGCUUCUGUUGAUACAACAGCUGAUCAAAAUGUUAUUCGUAAAUCAAAAGAUUAUACUGUAAUUCCUAUACCACCAGGUCAAGUCUAUCCAUAUUUUCAAACAUAUCCAUAUCAAAUAACUCAUUUUCAAAAAAUCAAAGAGUUCUUUAAUGCUACCGCUUUAAUUGGAGCUACAAUAUAUUGUGUUCAUUGGUUUUAUAAGAAAUUUAUUGAACCAUUUUUAUUUGGCCGAAAGAAAAAAAAUACCAUUAAAGAUUCAGUCUCUGAAUUAGAUAAAACUAUUCAAAAUUCUAUGAAAGAAGUAAAACAGUCAAUUUCAAAAGUAGAAGAUGAUGUACAAAAGUUAACACAAAACCAAUCCAUUGAUCCAAUGGUACCCCAGUUGGUACAAGAACUAAAACAAGAUUUAGCUAGUCUUAAAUCCUUACUUUUAUCAAGAAAGCAAUUUCCAAGUGCACCAGCAUCUAUACCAUCAUGGCAGUUAGAUGUUACUGGUACAAAUCAGGAAAAACCUAGUGAAGGAGAAGAUGAUGCUGGAAGUGGAACUAGUGCUAAUAAUUCAGAUAGUUCUUUGGAAAUGAUCCGUGAAGAUCCACCUAAAGAGUAAAAUGAAAAUAUUUCAUAAACAUUCACUUCCAUCAUAACAGUCUUCGAUAUACAGGAUAUUCUGUGAUGUAUAUCCAAAUAUAAUGGCGGAAACGGGUGUUUCCAAAUCACGUGUAAUAUAUAUUGAAAAUCGAGUGUUACUAAUCUUAUGUUCAAUUUGUCCAAUUAAAUUCUAUUUUAUUUCCCCCGUACUGUAAAAUG
This is a messenger RNA of Colletes gigas, 1106 nucleotides long. RefSeq names its product peroxisomal membrane protein PEX14 (gene Pex14). The coding region runs from base 121 to 906 and encodes 261 amino acids. The record is from RefSeq and is a predicted model, not a curated record. Gene Ontology annotation, cellular component: peroxisomal membrane; peroxisomal importomer complex. The transcript is spliced from 4 exons. Gene Ontology annotation, molecular function: signaling receptor binding. Lineage: Eukaryota; Metazoa; Arthropoda; Insecta; Hymenoptera; Colletidae. Gene Ontology annotation, biological process: protein import into peroxisome matrix, docking.